Molecule: messenger RNA, 3909 nt
Organism: Trichosurus vulpecula (common brushtail)
Lineage: Eukaryota; Metazoa; Chordata; Mammalia; Diprotodontia; Phalangeridae
Gene: SKIC2
Product: Ski2 like RNA helicase
Exons: 28
Coding region: 39-3788 (1249 amino acids)
Biological process (GO): nuclear-transcribed mRNA catabolic process, 3'-5' exonucleolytic nonsense-mediated decay
Cellular component (GO): Ski complex
Molecular function (GO): ATP binding; RNA binding; RNA helicase activity
Source: RefSeq, a predicted model, not a curated record
GCACUUCCGGCUUCGCGGAGAUUCUGGGAGGCAACGGUAUGCUGGAGACAGAGCGACUGGUGCUGCCCCCUCGGGGGCCCUUGGACCUGCCCCUCUGUGCCUUGGAGCUCGGAUGCACUGGUCGCUGGGAGCUUCUGAGCCCGCCCCAGGUCUCGGACCCGCCGGCCGGCACCCUCUCCCAUGGGCUACCACCAUGUGCCCCAGAGCUUCAGGGAGAGACUGAGCAACUGUUUCUGUCAUCUCCUGAAUGGCUGCCCCUGCACGGCGUGGAACGUGUGGCCGGGAAAUGGCAGAGGAAGACGGACCCGUGGUCUCUCCUGGGGCUCCCAGGAGCUCCUGUCCCAUCGGAUCUACAGGCUCAGAGACACCCAACCACUGGCAGAGUCCUGGGCUACAGAGAGGUCUUGUUGGAGGACACAAACCUCUCGGCCACAACUUCCCUGUCUCUACGCCGGCCCCCGGGACCCUCAUCCCAGGCCUUAUGGGGCAACCCAACACACUACCCAUUUUGGCCAGGAGGGAUGGAUGAACCUACCAUAGCAGAUCUGAGCACGUGUGGGGACUCCGAGGAAGAGAUUGACUUUGAGAAAGAUCUCCUUACUAUCCCUCCAGGCUUCAAAAAAGGUGUAGACUUCACCCCAAAGAAUCACUCAACCCAUGCUUCUGGCCUCCUCAGUCUCAGCCAUCUCCUGGAGCCCUUGGAACUGGGUGGAGGGGAGGAGGAGGAAGAAGAGACUUCUGGAAGAUUGGGGGGUCCUGAAGGGGAUAGCGUUACAACCUCCACCUCUGAACCCCCAUUGGUCCGUGCUAGUAGCCUGGAGGAUUUAGUCCUAAAGGAAGCAUCAGCCCCCAUGCCUCCUCCGGAGCCUCCAAAGCCCCCAGUCUUGGAACAAUGGGCCAUUCCUGUGGAUAUUACUUCGCCUGUGGGAGAUUUCUACCGGCUCAUCCCCCAACCUGCCUUCCAGUGGCCGUUUGAACCAGAUGUAUUUCAGAAACAGGCUAUUCUGCACCUGGAGAGACAUGACUCUGUUUUUGUUGCUGCUCACACAUCUGCAGGAAAGACUGUUGUGGCUGAAUAUGCCAUUGCCCUUGCCCAGAAACAUAUGACCCGUACUAUCUAUACAUCACCCAUCAAGGCCCUGAGUAAUCAGAAGUUCAGAGAUUUCCGAAACACAUUUGGUGAUGUGGGACUGCUCACAGGGGAUGUCCAGCUACAUCCUGAAGCCUCCUGCCUCAUUAUGACCACAGAGAUCCUUCGCUCCAUGCUGUAUAGCGGCUCAGAUGUGAUUCGAGACCUUGAGUGGGUGAUAUUUGAUGAGGUCCAUUACAUCAAUGAUGCUGAGCGAGGAGUAGUAUGGGAAGAAGUCCUCAUCAUGCUCCCCGAUCAUGUUUCCAUCAUCCUCCUCAGUGCCACUGUCCCCAAUGCCCUCGAAUUUGCAGACUGGAUUGGGAGGCUGAAGCGUCGGCAUCUUUAUGUGAUCAGCACAGCUGCCCGACCGGUUCCCUUGGAGCAUUUUCUGUUCACUGGGAAUAGUCCAAAAACCCAAGGAGAGCUAUUUCUGCUUCUGGAUUCACGAGGAGUCUUCCACACUAAGGGAUACUAUGCAGCUGUGGAGGCCAAGAAGGAGAGGACUAGCAAACACGCACAGACCUUUGGGGCAAAGCAGCCAAUGCACCAGGGGGGGCCUGGACAGGACCGAGGCAUAUACCUCUCCCUCCUGGCCUCCCUACGGAGCCGUGCCCAGCUCCCUGUGGUUGUGUUCACCUUCUCCCGGGGGCGAUGUGAUGAGCAGGCAUCAGGCCUCAGCUCUCUUGACCUUACCACUAGCUCUGAGAAAAGUGAGAUCCACCUUUUCCUGCAGCGAUGCCUUGCCCGACUUCGAGGCUCUGACCGCCAGCUACCUCAGGUACUGCACAUGUCAGAGCUCCUUGGCCGGGGUCUAGGUGUCCACCACAGUGGUAUUUUGCCUAUUCUCAAGGAGAUUGUGGAAAUGCUCUUCAGUCGUGGUUUGGUCAAGGUCCUAUUUGCUACAGAGACCUUUGCUAUGGGUGUGAACAUGCCAGCACGGACUGUGGUGUUUGACUCUAUGCGCAAGCACGAUGGUGCAACAUUUCGUGACUUGCUCCCUGGGGAAUAUAUACAGAUGGCAGGGCGGGCAGGGCGUCGUGGCCUGGACCCUACAGGCACUGUCAUCUUACUCUGUAAGGGACGUGUGCCUGAGAUGGCUGAUCUGCACCGGAUGGUGUUGGGGAAGCCUUCCCAGCUACAGUCCCAAUUCCGCCUCACAUAUACAAUGAUCCUUAACCUGCUUCGGGUCGAUGCACUCAGAGUGGAAGAUAUGAUGAAGAGAAGCUUUUCUGAGUUCCCUUCAAGAAAGGACAGCAAGGCCCAUGAGCACACUUUGGCAGAACUGACAAAACAACUUGGAGACCUGGAGGAGCCAGACACGUCGGGCCAGCUGGUUGACCUUCCUGAGUAUUACAGCUGGGGGGAGGAGCUGACAGAGACUCGGGGCCUGAUCCAGCGACGGAUCAUGGAAUCAGUGAAUGGGCUGAAAUCUCUGUCAGUAGGAAGAGUGGUGGUUGUUAAGAAUCAGGAACAUCAGAAUGCACUAGGAGUGAUCUUGCAGGUCUCCUCAGACACCACAAAUAGAGUCUUCACAACUUUGAUUCUGUGUGAGAAGCAGCCCCUUGAGGGGCCACUGCCUGGCAGUUCCAGCUCCCUUGAUGUCCCCUAUCCUGAUGAUCUGGUGGGUCAUAAGCUGUUCCUGCCUGAAGGGCCUUGUGAUCAUACUGUGGCCAAGCUUCAGCCAGGUGACAUCACUGCCAUCACAGCAAAGAUGCUACGGGUGAAUGGGGAGCGAAUCUUGGAGGAUUUUAGCAAGAGGCAGCAGCCAAGAUUCAAGAAGGACCCUCCUUCUCCAGCUGUGACCUCCGCCGUUCAAGAGAUGCUCCGCUUGGCUCAGGCACACCCAGCAGGGCCCCCAGCCCUGGAUCCAGUCAAUGACCUUCAGCUGAAGGAGGUGGCAGUAGUAGAGGGUGGGCUUCGUGCUCGGAAGCUGGAGGAAUUGAUCCGAGGUGCCCAGUGUGUACACAGUCCUAGGUUUCCAGCCCAGUACCUGAGGCUGCGGGAACGUGCUCAGAUCCAGAAGGAGAUGGAGAGAUUACAGUUUCUACUGUCAGAUCAGUCACUGCUCCUGCUGCCAGAGUACCAUCAGCGUGUGGAGAUUCUGCGGACAUUGGGCUAUGUGGAUGGGGCAGGGACCGUGAAGCUGGCAGGGAGGGUGGCAUGUGCCAUGAGUAGUCAUGAACUGCUUCUGACAGAGCUCAUGUUUGACAAUGCACUGAGCGCCCUUCGGCCAGAGGAGAUUGCUGCUCUGCUAUCUGGCCUUGUCUGCCAAAGUCCCGGAGAUCCUGGAGACCAGUUGCCGAGCACUCUUAAACAGGGCAUAGAGCGUGUCAAGGAUGUGGCCCGGCGGAUUGGUGAGGUUCAGGUAUCCUGUGGCCUGAACCAGACUGUGGAAGAGUUUGUGGGAGAACUCCACUUUGGGCUGGUAGAAGUUGUCUAUGAGUGGGCACGAGGCAUGCCUUUCUCCGAGCUGGCAGGGCUAUCAGGGACCCCAGAGGGCCUGAUUGUCAGAUGUAUCCAGCGCCUGGCAGAGAUGUGUCGUUCAUUGCGAGGGGCCGCCCGGCUGGUGGGAGAACCAGUCCUGGGUGCUAAGAUGGAGGCAGCUGCCACGAUGCUGCGUCGUGACAUAGUCUUUGCUGCCAGUCUUUACACCCAAUGAUCCUUCUGUAGUACCUACCCUGUUGGUUUCUCCAUGGCCCUGUGCCAAAGAAUAGGCCAUGAAGGAACCAAUUUCUUUUAAAAAAAAUUAAUAAAGCAGCAAAUCAUGCUAAUGUGUGUGA